Molecule: messenger RNA, 797 nt
Organism: Balearica regulorum gibbericeps (East African grey crowned-crane)
Lineage: Eukaryota; Metazoa; Chordata; Aves; Gruiformes; Gruidae
Source: RefSeq, a predicted model, not a curated record
GAGGAAUCUUUGAGUACGCAGAUGGCCCCAAUACCCAGGUUAUGAGUGCUGAGGAGCAAGCCUUCAGAUUUUCUGCCAAUAUUAUUAAUAGGAACAGAACUUUGUUGCCUAACACAACACUAACCUACGACAUUCAGAGGAUACACUUCCACGACAGCUUUGAAGCAACUAAGAAAGCCUGUGACCAGCUCGCUCUGGGGGUUGUAGCAAUAUUCGGCCCUUCCCAAGGCUCCUGUACCAACGCCGUCCAGUCUAUCUGCAAUGCCCUGGAAGUCCCCCACAUACAGCUUCGAUGGAAGCAUCACCCUUUGGAUAACAAGGACACUUUCUAUGUCAACCUGUAUCCUGACUAUGCUUCUCUGAGCCACGCCAUUCUGGACCUGGUGCAGUAUUUGAAAUGGAGGUCGGCCACUGUGGUUUACGAUGACAGUACAGGCCUCAUACGGCUGCAAGAGCUCAUCAUGGCCCCAUCAAGGUACAAUAUCCGGCUGAAAAUCCGCCAGCUCCCGCUGGACACCGACGAUGCCCGGCCGCUGCUGAAGGAGAUGAAGCGGGGCAGGGAAUUCCGCAUCAUCUUCGACUGCAGCCACCUGAUGGCAGCUCAGAUCCUCAAGCAGGAUCUUUAUGCAUUAGACCUAGAACCAUAUCGCUACUCUGGAGUGAACCUGACCGGCUUCCGGAUCCUCAACGUGGAGAACCCGCACGUGUCCUCCAUCAUCGAGAAGUGGUCCAUGGAGCGGCUGCAGUCAGCGCCCAAGGCGGAGCUGGGACUGCUCGACGGCGUCAUGAUGGUAUGA